Molecule: messenger RNA, 4144 nt
Organism: Wyeomyia smithii (pitcher-plant mosquito)
Lineage: Eukaryota; Metazoa; Arthropoda; Insecta; Diptera; Culicidae
Gene: Sec24CD
Product: protein transport protein Sec24C
Exons: 10
Coding region: 180-3365 (1061 amino acids)
Biological process (GO): intracellular protein transport; COPII-coated vesicle cargo loading; endoplasmic reticulum to Golgi vesicle-mediated transport
Cellular component (GO): endoplasmic reticulum exit site; COPII vesicle coat
Molecular function (GO): zinc ion binding; SNARE binding
Source: RefSeq, a predicted model, not a curated record
CUGUUUUCUUGUGCAUGUCUGACGUGGAAAGUAAAGCAAAGUCGGUUGCAAAUUGCAGGCUCUUUUACCUUUAUUGCUCUUAAACUAUGCUAAAAACUGUGCUUUCUAGCAGCAGAGUGUUUAGUUACAUACUUUAGUACAGUUCAGUUUUAUCCUUGUAGAUUGAAUCGUUGCUGGCAAUGAAUCCCCAAAUGACUUCAUAUGGACAACCCCCGCAAGGUUGGCAACAGGCCCCAAUGAACCAGGUGCCACCACCACCUGUGAACGGAACCCCGCAAAAUCUUCCCAAUCAGUUCCAAAAUAUGUCACUUGGUGGGCCACCAAAAGGAAAUGUAAGUGGUCCACCAUUCCCUAAUCAAGCAGAGGUUGGUAGACCCCCGUCAAUGACAGCGCCAACUUCUGGAGGGUUCUUCCCACCUCAAACCCUGCCACAGAAUGGUCCACCACCAGGACCGAGACAACCUGGACAAAACUAUGGACUCUCAAACGGUCACCAACAGCCUUUGCUUGCUCAGCCAGGAAUGCCUCCUGCACCUUCUAUGGCACCUGGUGUACCGCGUGCCCAGUUUCCACCGGCCUCCGCCGUCCGACCAGCUCAGCCACCUAUGGGAUAUCCUGCGCAAGCAAUACCUGGUGCCCCACCAUCUUUUCCGCCUCAGCCAACACAGUCGUACCAGCCAAUGCCACAACAACAAGCACCGCCGUCACAGCAAUAUGCACCACAACCGAAUCAACAAUAUCAACAACAAUCGGGUGCACCACCACCGCAACAGCCGCAACAUUUCACCAAUCCAGCUGGAAUGCCCCCAAUGCCUCCUGUAGGUAGUGUUUCCAAUCAGUACUCACCUGGACAAUCUAUGCCUCCAACAAUGCCACCGACUGGUGGAAUGCCUGGUUAUCCACAACCAGGCCAAAUGGCGGGUCCGCCCCAUCUGCCCCCACCCCAUGCUCAUGGGUAUAAUCAGCCUCCCGGGCCACAGGGAUUCAAUCAGAUGCCUGGUUAUCCCCAAGGUGGGAUGCCGUCUCCGCCACAGCAGAAACGCCUCGAUCCGGACAGUAUGCCUAAUCCAAUUCAAGUGAUCAAUGAAAAUCAGCGCAUUUGUGGGGGAGUAUUUGCUACCAAUCAAGCGGGUUUAGUGCCACCUCUGGUAACUUCAGACUUCGUAACUCAAGACCAAGGCAACUCUGGUCCACGUUUCAUACGUUCGUCAAUGUACAACGUACCGGUUAACACAGACAUGAUGAAGCAGAGUGCAGUUCCAUUUUCACUCAUUAUUUCUCCAUUUGCGCGCGUAGCCGAUAAAGAACUGGCGCCACCGAUCGUUAACUUUGGUGAAUUGGGACCCAUUCGAUGCAUCCGUUGUAAGGCAUACAUGUGUCCAUUUAUGCAGUUCAUUGAUGGUGGUCGACGCUUCCAGUGUUUGAUGUGCAAGGCGACUACAGAUGUACCAUCUGAGUAUUUUCAACAUCUUGACCAUACUGGUCAACGCAUGGAUAAAUAUGAGCGCCCCGAACUGGUAUUGGGAACGUAUGAGUUUGUCGCGACAAAGGACUACUGUCGCAACAAUGUACCAACCAAGCCACCGGCGAUGGUCUUCCUGAUUGAUGUUUCAUAUAAUAACGUCAAAUCAGGUUUGGUACAGCUGCUUUGCUCGGAGAUGAAAAACAUUAUUAAACAUUUGCCUAUCGACGAAGGUCAAUCGCGUAGCGCCAUGAAAGUAGGCUUUAUCACCUACAACAGCUCGGUUCAUUUCUACAAUGUGAAGAGCAGCCUUGCUCAGCCUCAGAUGAUGGUCGUAGGUGACGUUCAGGAGAUGUUCAUGCCAUUGUUGGACGGCUUUUUGGUUGAUCCUGAAGAAUCGGCUGCCGUGAUUGAUGCAUUGAUGGAACAGAUUCCCAAAAUGUUUGGGGAUACCCGUGAAACGGAAACUAUUUUGCUACCUGCGCUGCAAGCGGGUCUUGAAGCUUUAAAAGCUUCGGAAGUAGCCGGUAAGCUAUACGUGUUCCAUUCUUCGCUACCAACUGCAGAAGCACCAGGAAAGUUAAAAUCACGCGAUGAUCGCAAACUCUUAGGAACGGAUAAGGAAAAGACGGUGCUGACUCCGCAAUCAACCGUUUAUAACAUGCUCGGACAGGAAUGCGUAGGAGUCGGAGUAUCCGUAGAUCUUUUUGUUUUCAACAAUUCAUACAUAGAUCUAGCCACUAUUGGCCAAGUACCACGACUAACUGGUGGCGAAAUCUACAAGUACACAUACUUCCAGGCCGACAUCGAUGGACAACGCCUAGUGAACGAUCUAAUUAAAAAUGUUUCGCGACCUAUCGCCUUUGAUACAGUUAUGCGUGUGCGUACAUCCACUGGAAUAAGACCAACAGAUUUCUUUGGACACUUUUUCAUGUCUAAUACUACCGACAUGGAAAUUGCUAGCAUUGAUUGUGACAAAUCAGUUGCGAUUGAGAUCAAGCAUGACGAUAAGCUAACCGAUGAAAAUGUAUUCAUACAGGUGGCUCUCCUAUAUACCAGCUGUUCUGGGCAGCGUCGUUUGCGUAUUCUUAAUCUCAGUCUGAAGACAUGCAACCAGCUGGCAGAUUUGUUCCGCAGUUGCGACUUGGACACGACCAUUCUAUUCUUUGCGAAACAAGGCCUCUUCAAAUUGCUUGAAAACUCUCCAAAAGCUAUUAAAGAUUCGCUCAUCAACCGAGCCGCGCAAAUUUUGGCUUGUUAUCGGAAAAAUUGUGCUUCACCAACCUCGGCUGGACAGUUGAUCCUACCUGAGUGUAUGAAGCUGCUGCCAUUGUACAUUUCGUGUUUACUGAAAAAUGAUGCUUUUUCGGGUGGUUCCGAUUUAACUGUGGAUGACCGAUCAUACGUGAUUUAUUUCGUUAUGAGCAUGGAUCUACCGACAUCCGUUCAAUUCUUCUAUCCGCGAUUGAUACCGGUUCACGAUGUUAAGGCAGAUGAUACGAAUGUUCCAGCUUUCAUUCGCUGCACUGCUGACAAGAUGAUGGAGGACGGUGCUUAUAUCUUAGAAAAUGGUGUCCAUAUGUUCAUGUGGCUUGGGUUGGGUCUGCCAUCCGAGUUCACACUAUCUGUGUUUGGAGCCCAAUGCACGCAACAAAUUGACACCGAUCGUACGGGUUUACCAGUAUUCGAUAAUCCGCUUUCCAAACGUGUGCGAGGAAUUGUCGACAGUAUACAGAACGCAAAACAUCGGUACAUGAGGCUCACCCUGGUUAAGCAACGAGACAAACUGGAAAACGUUCUACGUCACUUCCUGGUUGAAGAUCGUGGCAUGACUGAUGGUUCUGCUAGCUACGUGGAUUUCCUCUGUCACAUGCACAAAGAGAUUCGAACAUUACUUAGCUAGCUGGAUUGCUCUGAGCAGAGUUUUAGUAGUCGCUUCAAGUUUAACGGUAACAAUAACAACAGUUGCGGUUCCACUACCAAUGCAAAUUGUACUACGCGGUCAACGAACAACAAUAGUAAGAAUAAUGCACAAUGCCAGCGGCAUGUGACUAGAAGUAGCGAUAACAAUGGAAAUCAACAGGCGAUCUACAGACACUACCCACAGCGACCACCAAGUGAUGAUGGAGAUGACGAGAAUGAAACCAUCCAGGAGGAAGACGAAGAGGAUGAUGAUGGCUCAGUACAAGCUAGCCAGUGUCGCCAUGGUCACCUCAAAGGAUCAGCAGCAGCUGACAGGAGCAUCUCUCAAAAUCGUACCAGAGUAUUGCGAUAUCGUAAAGCGUUCAUGGGAAAGUGGUAAUAAUUGUAACUGUUUCAAAUUAUACACAAUUAUUAUUUUUUAUUACUUUACGAUUAUUUUCCAAUUUAGAAAUAUAUAUAUUUAACAAUAAUCUGUGCGAGAAUACCUAGUAAUAACGCAUAAGAAAUCUGUACUAGCGGGACGUUUUGCUUAGGUGUUUAUAUUGAAUGUGUAAUGAAUCAAUUAAAUUCUUAAAAGAAAAACAAACCGAUUUACAUCUGUUAUUACAAUGAAUCAUAUUUGAGGGAAAUUUUUCAACAGGGUGUAUGUGGCGUUGUUGCAGGCAUGCACGUGUCGGUAAUAAUAUUUGCACUGAAACUGUCAGCACCCUCAAAAGAUGAAGCAAAAUAGCAAAAAUAUAUGAAAUUUAUUAAUAUAAA